CAGUGCAAGAUGGGUCAAAGUCAGAGUGGUGAUCAUGGCCCUGGAGGUGGCAAGAAGGAUGACAAGGACAAGAAAAAGAAAUACAAACCUCCUGCACCAACUAGAGUGGGGAAAAAGAAGAAAACAAAGGGACCAGAUGCUGCCAGCAAGCUGCCACUGGUGACACCUCACAGUCAGUGCCUGUUAAAAUUACCAAAGUUAGAGAGAAUUAAAGACUAUCUUCUCAUGGAGGAAGAAUUCAUUAGAAACCAGGAACAAAUGAAGCCUUUAGAAAAAAAGCAAGAGGAGGAAAGAUCAAAGGUGGAUGAUCCGAGGGGGACCCCAAUGUCAGUAGGAAUGUUGGAAGAGAUCAUUGAUGACAAUCAUGCCAUUAUGUCCACACCUGUGGGCUCAGAACUCUACAUCAGCAUUCUUUCCUUUGUAGACAAGGAUCUGCUGGAACCAGGCUGCUCAGUCCUGCUCAGACACAAGGUUCAUGCUGUCAUAGAGGUGUUCAGGGAUGACACAGAGCCCUUGGUCACAGCAAUGAAGGUAGAGAAGACCUCCCAGGAAAUCUAUGCAGAUAUGGGGGGGUUGGACAACCAAAUUCAGGAAAUUAAGGAAUCUGUGGAGCUUCUUCUCACUCAUCCUGAAUAUUAUGAAAACAUGGAUAUAAACUCCAAAGGGGUCAUUCUCUAUGGUCCACCUGGCACAGGUAAAGCCUUAUUAGCCAAAGCAGUAGCAAACCAAACCACAGCCAGUUUCUUAAAAAUGGGGGGCUUCCUACAGCUCAUGCAACAAUAUUUGGGAGACCAAAACAGGCCAGAGAGGGAAAUAAUUCAGGGCAGGGAAGUCUCCCAAGUGACCUCUAAAUCAUACCAAAUAGGCAAUGAUAUCUCUUCUUUGUAUGUGUUCUACUGGGCAAAUACAUUGUCCUUCAAGCCUUGUCUGUUUUUACUGAAGGACAAUUGA
Molecule: messenger RNA, 951 nt
Organism: Prionailurus viverrinus (fishing cat)
Lineage: Eukaryota; Metazoa; Chordata; Mammalia; Carnivora; Felidae
Product: 26S proteasome regulatory subunit 4-like
Biological process (GO): proteasome-mediated ubiquitin-dependent protein catabolic process
Cellular component (GO): proteasome regulatory particle, base subcomplex
Molecular function (GO): ATP hydrolysis activity; ATP binding; proteasome-activating activity
Source: RefSeq, a predicted model, not a curated record